Messenger RNA from Juglans microcarpa x Juglans regia, 894 nucleotides. Its product is annotated as transcription factor bHLH52-like. Gene Ontology annotation, molecular function: DNA-binding transcription factor activity; protein dimerization activity. NCBI's taxonomy places the organism in Eukaryota, Viridiplantae, Streptophyta, Magnoliopsida, Fagales, Juglandaceae. The coding region runs from base 1 to 894 and encodes 297 amino acids. The transcript has 2 exons. The record is from RefSeq and is a predicted model, not a curated record. Gene Ontology annotation, biological process: regulation of DNA-templated transcription.
AUGGCUUUAAGCUUUUGCUCCAACUCGGGGUCCUUUGAGCAUCAUCUCAGUCCAGAAAUCAUGAGCAGCUUCCAACAAAUGCAUGAUCCGGAGAUGGCAGCAGAAGUCCUCAUGACUUUUGACGGCAAUUCAACUCUUGCAGACUUCGAACCAUUACUUGAUCCCAACGAGUUCUGCUACGCAGACAACUACAACAUUAAUCUCCUCCCAUACUGCUCUACCCCAUCAGAUUAUUUAACCUACUUCUCACCAGAAAGCUUUCCCCAAGAUGAACUCCAGUCCUACCAAUACCCGAAGCGCCAGAAGUUCAGCUGUGGAAAUUAUCAUAAUUACUCGGAUUUCGCUCCUGGUUUCUUCGACGGCUAUCUCCCAAAUCCUGGUCUGCUUCCUGAUACACUGCCGGAAUUUCUCGCUCCACCAUUGCCGGUGGCAUCUUAUUCCUGCAAUCAACAUACUCCUGAGAGUUAUAUGAAGAAUCCCACUAGUAGAGUAAGCUUGUCUGCUCAGAGCCUUGCUGCCCGUGAAAGGAGAAGAAAGAUAACGGAGAAGACCCAGGAGCUUGGGAAGCGAAUUCCAGGAGGGAAUAAGUUGAACACAGCUGAGAUGUUCCAUGCUGCUUUCAAGUAUGUCAAAUACUUGCAGGCUCAAGUUUCAGUUCUUCAAAUCAUGGCGUCAGUUCAGGCCGAUAAAGAUGAUCAACCAAUAAUGCAUGAUACGAAAGAACUCCAAGAUCAUCUUCUUGCAUCACCCCUUAUUCAAGAGAAGUUGUACUCAGAGGCCAAGUGCUUGGUUCCCAAACAAUUUCUUCAAACCUUAGCUAAUGAUCGUGAAAUCCAAUCAAAGCCAUUGAUGCUCAAGGACAUUCAUCAGUUGCUGCGAAGCAAUGCCGCCUGA